AUGACCAACAGACUUAAAUCAAUUCUCAAAAACAUUAUCUCACCAGAACAACACGUCUUCAUCCUGGGGCGUGAAAUCAUAGAUAGCAUCAUCAUGGCAGCUGAAACCAUCCACUCGAUACAUGCUUCUAAAUUUCAAGUUAACGGCUCUACGUGUGGUUUCUUCAAAGCUUCUAACGGGAUACGACAAGGAGAUCCUUUGUCGCCCUUCCUGUUUGUUCUGAUGGCAGAAAUGUUAGACAAGCAGAUCAAAAAUAAAGUGGAUCAAGGUCUUUGGAAAGGGUUUUCAAUUAGCGAAAGAUUGAGUCCGGUGUCCCAUUCUCAAUUCACAGACGAUACCAUUCUCUUUGGCUAUGCAUCAGAAAGAGAAGCUCUAGUCAUCGGCAGUGUUUUGGAAGCUUACGAAAAGGAAUCAAGUAAGAAAAUGCAGGAGAAAAUAGUCAGAGUACUGCAAUUCGGCCAAGGUGCAUUCCCGAUCCAUUACCUCAGAGUUCCCCUAUUCGCAGGCAAAGUAGACUUUAGGCUAUGGGAAGAAGUAGUUAAUAAAUGCAGAGCCAAAACAGACCUAUGGAAGAAUAAGUGGCUUUCGCAGGGCUCCUCAAAAGGCAUUGUCGACAAUGGAUGGCCUAUUAAAAAGGUUCAUCUAGGAAGGGGCGAAGGAUGGAAAAACGAUCCCGUUAUUAAAUUGGGAAAUAGUCUACAUGCUCAAAAUGGAAGGUGGAGCGGGUCUAAGGAAGAUGAACUUGCAGAAUUUGGCGCUGGGGGCAAAGCUGGCUUGGAAGAUGUACAAUAG
Messenger RNA from Cryptomeria japonica (Japanese cedar), 792 nucleotides. RefSeq lists its product as uncharacterized. The record is from RefSeq and is a predicted model, not a curated record. NCBI's taxonomy places the organism in Eukaryota, Viridiplantae, Streptophyta, Pinopsida, Cupressales, Cupressaceae. Bases 1 to 792 code for a protein of 263 amino acids. The transcript is spliced from 4 exons.